CGGCGGUGCGCCCCGCCCCCUGCCCCUGCCGCGGCAUCCUGGCAGGGCGACGCCAGGACACCAGUGACCCGAGCGUGAAGACUCGGGGGUGGGAAGGUGUGAGCCGCAAAGCCACCGGGGGCCGGGAAAGGAGAGGAGGCCCGGGCGUGGGCAGAGGACUCGGGUCGGGCUGCCGAGGCUGCUCGCCUCCUGACUGACUGUCUGGCCGGCCGGCUGGCUCGUUGUCUGACUGUCUGGCCGGCAGAGUGGCUGACUGACUGACUGACUGACUGACUGACUGACUGACUGACUGACUGACUGACUGACUGUCUGGCCGGCCGGACGCUGGGAGCUGCCGCGGGCGGCGCGCGGAGCCGAGCCAUGGCCUCGGGUGGAUAUAAUCCCUACGUAGAAAUAAUUGAACAGCCAAGACAGAGGGGGAUGCGUUUUAGAUACAAAUGUGAAGGGCGAUCAGCAGGCAGCAUCCCUGGGGAGCACAGCACAGACAACAAUCGGACAUACCCGUCUAUCCAGGUUAUGAACUAUUAUGGAAAAGGAAAAGUGAGAAUUACAUUAGUAACAAAAAACGACCCAUAUAAACCUCAUCCUCAUGAUUUAGUUGGAAAAGACUGCAGAGAUGGCUACUAUGAAGCAGAAUUUGGACCAGAGCGUAGACCUCUGUUUUUUCAAAAUUUGGGUAUUCGGUGCGUAAAGAAAAAAGAAGUGAAAGAAGCUAUUAUUUUAAGAAUAAGUGCAGGAAUCAAUCCUUUCAGUGUCCCUGAACAGCAGCUGCUGGACAUUGAAGACUGCGACCUAAAUGUGGUGAGGCUGUGUUUUCAAGUUUUCCUUCCUGAUGAACAUGGCAACUUGACAACUGCUCUUCCUCCCGUGGUUUCUAACCCAAUUUAUGACAACCGUGCCCCAAAUACUGCAGAAUUAAGGAUUUGUCGUGUGAACAAGAACUGUGGAAGUGUCAGGGGAGGAGAUGAAAUAUUUCUACUUUGUGACAAAGUUCAGAAAGAUGAUAUAGAGGUUCGUUUUGUGUUGAAUGACUGGGAAGCUAAAGGUAUUUUUUCGCAAGCUGAUGUACACCGCCAAGUAGCCAUUGUUUUCAAGACUCCUCCAUAUUGCAAAGCAAUAUUGGAGCCUGUGACAGUGAAAAUGCAGCUUCGGAGACCUUCUGACCAAGAAGUCAGCGAAUCUAUGGAUUUCAGAUACCUGCCAGAUGAAAAAGAUGCAUAUGGCAACAAAUCAAAAAGACAAAAAACAACUCUACUUUUUCAGAAACUACUGCAAGAUUGUGCUAACUUUCCUGAGAAACCCAGAACUGUCCCCCUGGGGCCAACUGGAGAAGGAAGAUUCAUCAAAAAAGAAUCAAACUUGUUUUCUCAUGGUACACCUAUGCCAGAAAUGCCCAGGUCUUCAGGAGUUUCAAGUCAAGCCGAACCCUACUACUCUUCAUCUGUGCCCAUCUCAAGUGGAUUGCCACAUCACCCACCAGCCAUAGCCUCAGUGGUCUCUCAGCCUUCAAGCUGGUCUUCAGUGAGCCACCCAACCUCACGCUCAGCCAGUACAAACACACUGAGUAGUUUCUCAGCAGGAGCACUUCCCUCUAACUCACAAAGUAUCCUUCCAUUCCUAGAAGGGUCUGGUGUGGGUGAUUUAAAUGCUUCCAGUGCUUGCCUUUAUACUGACGACCUAGCUAGAAUGGAAGCAUUAUCCAUGUCACCAGCUGACUUAUAUAGUAUUUCUGAUGUCAACAUGCUGUCUAAUCGCCCUGUGAAUGUGAUGACAACCAGCAAUGACAACAUGGGGGACACUGAUAAUCCAAGACUUAUGAGCAUCAAUCUUGAAAACCCCUCAUGUAAUUCAAGGUUAGACCAAAGAGACCUGAGACAACUACAUCAGAUGUCUUCUGCCAAUAUGUCAGCAGGCACCAGUUCUAAUUCUGUUUUUGUUUCUCAGUCAGAUGCAUUUGAUAGAUCAAACUUCGGUUGUGUAGAAAAUGGUCUGAUAAAUGAGCCUGGGCCAUCAAAUGAUGCAAAUACUCAUAAUUUUGUUCAGAGUAGUCAAUAUUCAAGUAUUGACACUCUGCAAAGUGAGCAAUUGAGUGAUUCCUUUGCAUAUGGUUUUCUUUAAAUGUAACCUAUAGGACUUAAAUCUAGGAAACUAUUAAAACUUUAGGUGUAUAGAAUAUAAAGAGAAUGUUCAAAAGUAGAAACUUUAAAGAGCUGUACUGUUUCUUACUUUGAAAGAUGCCUAAAGUACAUGUGCUUGAUGUGAAUUGUUGUUUCAUAUCUCCUCAAGACAAGCUGUGUGUCUUUUGUAAUGUAUUAAUGUACUAGUUAAAUGAAUUGAUAUUUGCUUUCAAGCAGAUUUAAGGUAAAACAUGUAAUGGCUAUGCCAUUGGGAAAUAAACUCAUUAUUAUUGUUGAGGCCCCCAAAGUGACCCCUAAGGGGUUUUCUGGGGUUUCUUGGUAUUUUUAGGUAGUGGUGUGUGUGUGUGUGUGUGUGUGUGUGUGUGUGUGUGUGUGUGUGAGAGAGAGAGAGAGAGAGAGAGAGAGAGAGAGAGAGAGAGCGCUGAAGUGAGAUUUCAAGGGAUGGAAGGUUUUUUUUCUAUUUUAUAUAAUUUAGACUCAUACCUCUAAAGUUACCUAUGGAAUUAGCUGUGUAUCUGUAUUUUCAAGAAAAAGACAUUUUCUUGAGCCUUUUCUUUAUUAGAGUUCCUUAAUAUUACAAGUUCAAGGCCUGCCUGGGCUACAUAGUCAGUUCAAUACCAGCUUGGGCAGCUUAUGGCAAUUUUUUUUCUCAAAGAUAAAAAAGACUAAGGUUGUGACUCAAUGGUAGAGUUUGCUUAACGUUUCCAAGACCCUGUGUUCAACCCCCUGUAGAGGGAAAAAGAAAAAAUAACAAAAUUUAAGUUUUAGCUCAGUAUGUUGAAGUCUGAGUUUUGAACUUUACCCCCAGACUUGCUUGUCCUUCAGUCUUACCAGUCCUGGAAAUUGUCAUGCUAUGCUUCUAGUUACUUAGGUAAAAACCUUGAUGUCGCCAUUGCUUCUUCAUCUUCCAAAUGUGUCAACAGAGCAGCAAAUCCAGAAGGUCUUUGCUCCGUGUAUAUCAGAAGCUAACCACCUCUUUUGAACUCGUUUGAGACAGGGUUUCACAUCGCUCAAGCUGGCUUCAAACCUGCUAUGUAGUCAAAGAUGGCCUUGACCUUCAGAUUCUCCUGCUUCUGCCUUGGAAGUGCUAGGUUUACAAAUGUGCACCACCACUCCAAGUUUAUGUGGUGUGGGGAACCAGUGAUAGGUCUUUGCUUGGAGAAGUGCCUACCAAUUGAGCUCCAUGUCCAGAUGAGACUAAUUGUAGUAAUUUUGUAUUAUUUGGCACUGAUAGACACAACUGUUAGAAAGCUCAGCAGAUGUUACACAUACACUGACUUAUUUCACUAAGGUACAUCUACAUCUGUGUUUAGCGUAUUUUAAAAUGAUGUUUUAUCUCCGGGUACUGUUUACUGAUCACAAAACUCAUUUUAUAACUUACAAUGCAUUCAGCCAUGUUUCCUCCUUUCUCCCUAGUUGCAUUUGUAUUUCACUUAGUUUUGAGGGGAUGGGCCUUCCUUCCCAAACUCCACCUUGUGCACUACAUCUUUCCCCCAUUGCCAGUGUCCUCAUGUUCCCACUUAGUUCAUGCUUUCAUCCUAUAAACAGAACAAACGUCCUUUUGAGAAUAAAAGGGUGAAAACAUCCCCCAAAGUACCAAACCCUACCCGCACCAUGCCCCUUCUUUCCACUCUUAACCUUUAAGUGCUGUGCCUCUGUCUUAUCACCUCUGUGUCCCUCCUUCCCCGUCCAUCUCUUGGUUUAGUUCCUACCCCUUGUCAAGUCCCAGGCCUUCUUUAUCGGUGUUACUCUACAUGUUUUUCCCGUCCACAGUCUGUUAUCUAUUGACCAGGUGUGUCUGCGAUGGGCAGGGUCCUCGCAGUUCCUAACCCAGUUCUCAAGGGCUGUGUGCACUCUCACCAGGACCAGUGUCCGCUUUCUCUCCUGCUGCCUGAAUGCUCGUGUAAAUUUGCCUUCUCUUACACUCUUUCCUAAUGGCAUUACUGCUGACACCAGAGAUAAUUUAAUGGAAGCUUCAGAGACAUCCUUGAUUGUCUUCUUCAACUCAUACGUAGUCCUUUUGAGUCUGUCUACUAAAAGUCUCUUGCAUUUGUCUCUUCUGUUACUGGAAAAGUUUUCAUUCUUUUUCUCCAAAGGAAGUCUUUUCCAUAUGUUCAAGAUUUUUUUUUAAAUAGCUCAUUCCACUUAUACUUUGUAGUUGGAGCAUGUUGCUUUCCCCCCUCAGGUCUCCAUAUAUGUAACCCACUUUGUCUCUCUGCUCCUAACAUUCUUACCUUUAACAGCUGACUUCUCUGCAGGGUUUGGUCCUGCUGCCACAGCUGAGGGGCAGCCUAUCUGGGACUCCAGCACUUGACAUAGACUCUGACAUAAUUGGUGCAAAAUAAAUGGUAGCUAUUUGUUAGAGAGAGGACGAUGAUUAUAAAAUCGUGUUUGAGGACAUAAGUUUUUAAUGGGAAAGGUGCUUCACCCCAAAGAGAAAAUGGUGAUGCCAAGACAGCCUGUCUUAUGAGAUGCACUUCUCUUCUGUCUCCCUCUUCUUAAAACAAUGCAAAGAUUGGCCCAUAGAUUCAUGAUAGAGCACAGCCCUAUAUUUGAUACCCAGAAUUGCAACAACAACAACAAAAUUAAUUACAAAACAAAAGUCUAAAUACCACCCUGAGGCCCUUUGAGACCCAAAGCAGCUCUCUUGGAAAUGGUAGUACCAACAGUAUCCAGUAGAAACCCUGCCCCUGCAUGUGGCGGGUUAAAUCUCAAGUACCCUGAGGUACCUACCCCUUGGUAGGUUACCCUGCACAGACAUGUCAGUAGUCAGUAUUUAUGUAAUAAACUAUAUGACAUUUUGUUACUGUAUAUUAUAUAGUGUAGUGUGUUGUGUAGAAAACCAGAGGUGAAUGAGAUUCAACUCUUAUUUUCAGAGAUACUUGUUUUCUCAUGAGUCACACAUAUAGCCAGCCACAUAAAUAUGGACAAGCUUUAAAGUAUAGUUUGGAGAACUUUUACUUAUGUAAAAACCAUGUAACCACCGUGUUUGAGACCCCAGGCUCUCAUCAGUCCCUCCAAGCCACUACUCUGGUUCUUGUCAUUAGAGCCUGCUGAGUUACUAUCCUAAAAACCUUUACUUGGCUAAUUGAUUCUCUAUUAAAAAGUCGAGUGUACAGAGUAACUGGGUUGUCGAUUUGUCUUAAUAUGCUUUGGCAUUUUUGGACAGACUCAGAAAAACUAUAUUUCCCAUGGUGAGACUUGGAAUUGGUGAUACAGGCUGUCUUAAUUGUAUCCCUCUUAUAUCUUAAUCAUAUAUUGAUAAAUUAUCAUAAGCUACCAAACAGCAUGGGAAAAUACAAAGAAGAGAGACUGUUUUUAGUCAGUUAGCCUAUAUGGCUGUGGUGUUACUCACUUGUAAUCACAGAUACUCAGGCAGAAAGAUCACAAGUUCAAGGCCUGCCCAGUCUAUUGAGUAAGUUCAAGGGAACAACCUUGUGAGCACCUAUCUUUAAAAAAAAAAGGCUCUGGAUUGUAAUUCAGUGGUAGACACCUUGCAUGUACAGCCCUAAAUCCAGUGUCCACCCCUAGAAAAACAAAAACCUGGCUCCUUGUCUUUCCCAGGCUGUGUGUUUUGAACUAACUAAUGUCUGGGAAGAAACCCUGUAAAUUACAAGUGUGAGUCAAAGACAGCAAACCAGCAGCUGUGCUUCUCACGUGGCCCCAUUAGCCUACUGUCCAGACAUUCCUAGCCACUUAAUACCCACCAGAGAAACUCACUUACGGAGGAGUAAAUAUUUUGGGAGAACUAUGAUCUGGGUUUAUCUUUAGACUAAUGUUUACAUUGCCAGAUAUGGAGAUGCUUCUUUGUGCCUUAUUCUCAGAGAAGACUUCUCAUUGAGGGAAAUAUCAGUUACUGUCUUCACUUUUGAGAAUUGUAAAGGUUGAGUUUUGAAUUGGGAGUGCCUUGACUCAGGAGGCUGACUCUGCAAGAUGUCAGGGUUGUUUUCAGAGGUUGGGUGUGCAAAGAAGAGGCUAUGAUGCUUUUGUAUCCUAUGUAUGGAAAAGCCUGUGCUACCCUCCUAAGCCCAGCAGUGGGCUGAGGGAUGAGAUGGAAGCCUCUCUCAAGUUUAUCCAGGUCCAUCCCUUUAAGACAUAGUCACAUGAAUAUUUGAACUGAAUAUCAAGGCAGAAUUUAUAGCACAAAGUCAACAAUGGAUAAGGCCAAAUCUCUAAAGUAAUACCUAAUUGCAAAAAAAAUACCAAAAACCUACUCAUGUCCUCACCAUCUUUUUGCCAUGUUUUGUUUUGUUUUGUUUUUCUAAACGGUUUCUCUGUGUAACAGCUCUGGCCAUCCUGGAACUCACUAUGUAGAACAGGCUGGCCUCAAAUUCACAGAGAUCCACCUGCCUCUGCCUCCAGAGUGCUGGGAUUGAUAGUACAGUGGUUAGUACUCUGCAUUGUGUCCCACCAUCUUUUUUAACAGACAAAACAUAACUUUUUAAUAAGUAACCAUGCUCUUCUAAGCAUGGCCCUAGGGCAGUUGCCUCCUGUUACCAGUUAUUUAAAGGGGGUAGUGACUCAGGGUAUGCAGGCUUGUCUUUUGGUUGUUUUUGUUGUUGUUGCUGUUUAUUUAUUUUCAGUACCCUGACUGGCCUGGAAUGCACAUAAGUCUACCUGCUUUUGCCUCCCUAAUAUCUCUAGGGUUGUUGUUUAAGCUUUUGGACCUUCAAAGAAUCACAAAAUUCAUUGAUACUUUGAGUUCACAAUAAUGUAACAGUUUUUAGAACUAUUAGCAAAUGUGUAAAUUUUUGGUAAAAUAUAAAAUUCAUUUUGUGUCA
Mesocricetus auratus (golden hamster) is the source of this 6919-nucleotide messenger RNA. RefSeq names its product REL proto-oncogene, NF-kB subunit (gene Rel). Gene Ontology annotation, molecular function: DNA-binding transcription factor activity, RNA polymerase II-specific; RNA polymerase II cis-regulatory region sequence-specific DNA binding. Gene Ontology annotation, cellular component: cytoplasm. The record is from RefSeq and is a predicted model, not a curated record. Bases 361 to 2118 code for a protein of 585 amino acids. The transcript is spliced from 10 exons. Gene Ontology annotation, biological process: inflammatory response; non-canonical NF-kappaB signal transduction; regulation of transcription by RNA polymerase II. NCBI's taxonomy places the organism in Eukaryota, Metazoa, Chordata, Mammalia, Rodentia, Cricetidae.